AUGCAUCACUUGGGGAUUCUCUUCCUCAUCCUUGCUUUCUGGACCAUUUCCUCUGCUUCAGCGGCUAGUCAUGGCGAGAUCUCCUACGCUGAGCACUGCGGGGACACCGUCCCGGAAUCGGAAGCCACCGCCCUCGUCGUCAAGCACUUCGACCACAUCUCCUUCCGAAAUGGGUAUUUCUCUGGCGGCGCUGGCCUCUUUAGCCAGGUGGACACCUCCGCGGUGUUCGCCCCGCCCUCCGUCAACUUCCAGACCAAGUCCCUGCACAAGACCGAGAAGAACGGCACCUUGCGGAUCCAGGCAGCCAUGACGCUCUUCGGCGCCUCCCAGAACCAGAGGCAGCACUGGAGGCGUUUCUCUCCCCACGCAGUCGUGGAAGAAGCCACCUUCGAGGACCUCGCCGGCUUCUGGUCCGAAUCCACCGGCAAAGUAUGCAUGGUCGGCCGUGGUGUCUACAGCGAUGGCCAAGGCAAAUCCUUCCUUCUCUCCGCUGUCUUGAUCCUGAAUCUUCCCACGGUUUCCAACUUGAACACCACCUUGAUUGACGGCGAGGUAGAGAUUUUGAACCGCGUCGGUCAGCCCAACAACUUCGGUUCCAAUUCCAUCACGGUUUUAGCUUAUUACGCCCCAAAUCCCUAUCACUUCACCAUCUUCCCUCAAGCCACCAGUUCAUGUUCCGCUGUCAAAAUUGAGGAAGACUCAUCAGAAAUUGAACCUGCCAGAGCUUGCCCAUUCCUCUUCAAUCAGGUGUUCAGAAUAGACUAUAAAAACAGCGCUGACUGCGCCGAGGGCAGUUGUAGACCGUUAGGCAAAAGCCUGUGGUUCACCCCUCGAUUCCUUUCUCUGAACCAGAUCUUUUGCCUAGAGAAUGGUUCCAUAAAUUUCUACCUUGACUUCUCCAAUUCCAGUAGCUAUCCAUACGAUAUGCCUAUGAGACCUGAAAGGUCCUUGGUUGGUGAAGCAUACUGGGAUCGCCAGAGGAAGCAGUUCUGUUUGCUAACUUGUCGUGUGAUCAACGCAGAUUCGCCGGAGCAUCCCCAUGUGGGUGCCUGCGACGUCGGACUCACUCUGUGGUUCCCGACGGUCAUGACACUGAAAGAAAGAAGCGACGUCGUGGGUCGCAUCUGGAGCAACAAGGACAAGAUAGAUGCGGAGUACUUUGACAUGGCCUCUAUCCAUAGUCUCAACGAUGGCUGGAACAGGAUCCAUGGUCUGAAGUACAAUUACACCGAAGCGGAUUCGGUUGGAAAUUCUUGUAGUAAUAGGAUAACAACCUCCUCUGAGUCCGGUCAUCAAGUGUAUCCAGGUCCAAAAUCAUUGGGUGGCGUGAGAUUAGGCAUAAACAUGAAUGAUGCUAAAGGAAAACGAACGUGGAGGGAAGCCAAUUUCUUGUCAGUAGGAGACUCUGUUUUUGAAUAUCAUUACAGAAGGAAGUCAGGCAUCAGAAGCUCGGGUGCUGCUAACACAAGUAUCUGGAACGUGGGCUUUGAAAUAACCAAGAGAUCGAAUCCUUUUGAUGACGACUUCGAAAUAAACGAGCUUGCAGCGGAAGGCGUGUACAACUCUGCAACUGGAAGAUUCUGCAUGAAAGGAUGUCGAUACCCGAAGCAGCCAGGCCAGUAUGGAACCCUGGAUUAUGAGUCCAUCGACUGUGAAAUAUUGGUCAGCAUCCAGUUGGCUGACCUGCUUGAUGAAUGA
Molecule: messenger RNA, 1698 nt
Organism: Zingiber officinale
Lineage: Eukaryota; Viridiplantae; Streptophyta; Magnoliopsida; Zingiberales; Zingiberaceae
Exons: 1
Coding region: 1-1698 (565 amino acids)
Cellular component (GO): intracellular membrane-bounded organelle
Source: RefSeq, a predicted model, not a curated record